Cryptococcus wingfieldii CBS 7118 is the source of this 1734-nucleotide messenger RNA. RefSeq names its product uridine permease. Bases 1 to 1734 code for a protein of 577 amino acids. The record is from RefSeq and is a predicted model, not a curated record. The transcript has 7 exons. Gene Ontology annotation, molecular function: nucleobase transmembrane transporter activity. NCBI's taxonomy places the organism in Eukaryota, Fungi, Basidiomycota, Tremellomycetes, Tremellales, Cryptococcaceae. Gene Ontology annotation, biological process: transmembrane transport; nucleobase transport. Gene Ontology annotation, cellular component: plasma membrane.
AUGGGACUUCGAUUCCGUAUGCCAAAGCUGGUGGUGGAGGGGUCCAAAGGGCGAGAGGCCUCUCUUGAGAACGAUGACCUGCUUCCUAUUCCUAUCGAGAGGCGAACAUGGGACUUUAUGACAUUCAGCGUCUUCUGGUUCUCCGCCGUGGGGACUGUGGCGAACUGGCUCGGUGGUGGAACGUUCUUGUCUUACGGUAUCUCGGUCUGGGAUGGUAUCCUCUGCAACUUCUUCGGCUAUCUCCUGAUCUCCUUCUUCAUGGUCAUCAACGGUCGUGCCGGCUCCGUCUACCACGUCGGUUUCCCAGUCUACUGUCGGUCUUCUUUCGGCGUCUACGGAUCCUUCUGGCCCGUUUUCAACCGCGCUCUCUCCGCCUGUGUCUGGAACGGCGUCAACACUGUCACCGGCGGGCAGUGCAUCUACAUCUUCCUCCACACCAUCUUCCCCUCCAUCGCUCGUCUUCCCAACAAGAUGCCGUCCUCUUCAUCACUGUCCUCGGCAAACAUGAUCGGCUUCUUCUUGUUCUGGGCAUUCACCGGUAUGGCCUUGUUUUUGUCGGUGCCAAAGUGGAAGAUCUUGAUCCAUAUCAAGCUUGUCGCCUACGUCCUCAGUUCGGUUGGCAUGCUCGCUCUUGCGUUGACGCACAGCGGUGGAGUAGGCGAUACGCUUACCGCCAAGGCGAGGGUUCAUGGGAGCGAGAGGGUAUGGCUGAUCGUUCGUUUCACCUUGCUUGCGGCGGCGGGAUGCUCGACUUUUGCUAGUAACGCGAGCGAUUGGCAGAGGAACGCUACGCAUCGCCGAGACCCCAUCUUUGGUCAAAUAUUCGGAUUCCCCUUGUCUAACUUCAUCACGACUCUCUUUGGCAUGAUCGUAGCUGCCUCUUCCGAACGCGCUACCGGUACCCUCAUCUGGAACCCCCUCACAUACCUCGACCAUAUCCUUACGACCAACUAUGACGCCAAGACCCGUGCGGGCGCUGCCAUCAUCUCUGCCGGCUUCGCGUAUUCGGCGUUGUUUUCCUGUGUGUUUGAGAAUGUGUUGCCGGCGGGGAACGAUAUCAGUUCGUUGGCGCCGAAAUAUAUAUCUAUGAAGAGGGCUUUUGCAGUCUGUAUGAUCGUCACUGUCGUUAUCUGCCCAUGGUACCUCCUCGGCUCCGCCUCCAUCUUCAUCUCCUUCAUUUCUUCCUACCAAAUCUUCCUCUUCGCCAUCAUCGGCGUCUGCCUCGUCGACUACUAUAUCAUCUCUAAAGGCCGCCUCGACUUGGGCUGGAUGUACACGGCGAACAAGGAGGGGAUGUAUUGGUACAAGUGGGGUAUCAAUUGGAGGGCUAUCGCGGCGUAUGUCGUUGGGGCGGGGGUGAACUUUGCUGGGUUCUUGAACAAUAUGGGCGUUAGAGGUUUCUCCACAUCUGUCGUUCGGUCUUUCUACUUUGCGUUCAUCACCACCGGCUGUGCAUCUGGCCUGACAUACUACCUCCUCGCGGCAGUCUUCUUCCCUCAAGAGAACUUUAAGAGAUUUAGAGGACUGAAGUUUAGGGAAUGGACAGAGGAAGAAGUAGAAAUGUACGUCGCUGGAGCACCUUGGAGAGAUGCCCCGGGAGAGGUCGGGAAGCCGGAGAUAGGAGAGGAUGGGGUACCGGUUAUAGGUAUGAGCGGGAGGGAUGUGGAUAACAGUACGCCGGAGGAGGAUGAGAAGAAGGUGUAUGGGACGACUACGGCGGUUUUGGAGGUGUAG